UUAUUCUGAAAAUAUUGCACCGGAAGACGAAUUGUUGUCGUUAGCAGCUGGCUGAACGCAGGCGGGUUGUGAAAGUUAUCUCUGCGAGAAAGCACGUCUUUUAAAUCAAGUUUAACGUUCAAAUUAAUGUUUAUAUCCAGUGAGUAACAGACACGGCUCUCCUGAGCUGCACGAGACGAACAAGCUCGAGUUUGUCUCGUGAAUCUUUCAGUCUACUCUGGUGACGUACGUUCAGUUUGUUUGUAUCAGCGACGUGAGUCGAGAUGAAGCCGCCUCCUCGGAAACGAACUAAAAUAGAUCGCACCCUGUAUCCUGAACCUGCUUCAGGUAAACAGGCCAGUUCCAGCAGUCAGUGGAAGCAAGCAGAACAGAGGAGUCUCCUGACAGCACUGAAAAAACUCAGCGGGAAAACCCAGGGCCACGAAGACAUCGACUAUGAUUUCCUGAGAAACCACGUGCAAACUCGGUCCAUUUCGGAGAUGCAAUCUGUGGUGGAAUAUCUGAAGAACAAAGUGAUCUCAAUGGCGAGCCAAACGCUAAAGGAGAAGAGAUUGGAGGAGAAGGUCAGAAAGCCCAUCGAGGUGUGGACACACAUGGCUUCUACUAUAACUGGAAACCUCGAAGAACCCAUUUCCACUGCAUUCUCUCAGAUGCUGAUCGUGUCGUCCACAGAGCCUUGCACCCUGAGGAACUGUGACCCUCCCCAAGUCUACAGACCACCCACAAACAAAGACGGGCCUGUUGGUCGCACCAUCACUCCUAGACCAAUGACUAGGCUGCCAGUCAAAGCUGAGCGACCUAACACCAACACAGCCCGUCCUCUCAUGGUUAUCAAGACCCCGGCGCCAGCCAUGGGCCCAGCCAGAAGACUCCCAGCACCCUCCCAAGUGGUGAGAGUGCCAAACAGCAACAUCCUUCCACCGAAGCAACGGCUUCAUGCCACAGCUGGAAGCUCACCUGCUGUUGCCACCUCCACCUCUCAGUCUGCAGCCUCCGUCUGCCAGCCGGGUGCGGCAGCAACACUCGUCAUGCCUUCUACAUCUCCACAACCGUCCUCACAGACUGUGACGCCACUUACAGCUGAGCGUCCUAACACCAACACAGCCCGUCCUCUCAUGGUUAUCAAGACCCCGGCGCCAGCCAUGGGCCCAGCCAAAAGACUCCCAGCACCCUCCCAAGUGGUGAGAGUGCCAAACAGCAACAUCCUUCCACCGAAGCAACGGCUUCCUGCCACAGCUGGAAGCUCACCUGCUGUUGCCACCUCCACCUCUCAGUCUGCAGCCUCCGUCUGCCAGCCGGGUGCGGCAGCAACACUCGUCAUGCCUUCUACAUCUCCACAACCGUCCUCACAGACUGUGACGCCACUUACAGUUACAGGACAAGUCCCGCCCAGUUCUGGCUCUGCAGCAGUGGUAAAGACUCCGAGUGUUGGCAGCUCUCUAAUCCGGACUACCCAGCAGCCCGCGGAGCAACACCCCACCCCCAUCUCCACCGCCACCACGUCAAACUCCCUCUCCUCCAGCAACGCCACCAGCCAAACUCCAGUCCCCAGUACCGCAGCGUCCACUGGUGCCUCCUCCACGCCCCCACUCUCCACCACCGCCGCGGCCUUGUACGCCCGGUUUGGUCGCACCAGCAAGUACAACACGACGGACACGCCGAGGGUGUUAGGCGUCAAGAGCGUAGUGGACUUUGAGAGGAUCUAUUGCUACCUGAGUCAAAUCCACCAACCGAACGACGAGUGUCAUCUCACCCCCAUGGAGAGCGCUAUAAUGCUGGACCUGUUGAUGUCUCUCCCAGAGGAGCUUCGCCUGCUGAACUGCAACAAGCUGCACACGCAUCUGACUCAGGUGUACCAAUUCCUCUCAUCCCCCGCUGACUCCAAGAUGGCGCGAGAAAUGUUUAAAGAGCGGAAGGAUGGACUCCGUGCUCAGACAGGAACACCGAGCGGUCCCAACGGUCAGCAGAACACUGCUGGGGCUGCUGACAGCGACAGUGUCACAGACAGCGGAGGGAAGAAACUACAGCCAGAGGAAUCUGAGAGCCAAUCAUCAGGAAGCAGUAACCCAUCAGGACAUUCAGGGAAUGCAGAAAAGAUAGGACUCUGCCCCCCCCUCAACCCGUUUAUGGUGCCACUGAAACUGUUGAGGCGCAAAUAGGUCAUGUUUAUAAAUGCAUAAAACAAAUGUGCAAUGGUUUGUGCAGUAUGCUUUAGUUAUGUCUACAUUCUAUAAUAAUACAUUAUCUUUACACUCAUUUUAGAGUUUUAAAGUAUUUGGUCAUUGUUUGUCUCAGAGGUUCCAAGGCUGGGCAUCGAAACCAGAAUCUGGAGUAUGGGAUGUCUGGUCAGUCUGAUUCAUCGUCUCGUUUAUAUUUAUUCUUUGAUCAGGUACGUUCUAUUUAAAUCAGAAUAUUGUCUAUUUCAGACAUUUCAAUUUUAUUUAUGCAACGUUGUUGUUCACCUGCUUUUGUUAAGACAACAUUAAACACUGAUGCAUUGAGAAGUUUGGUUUAUUUUCUUAAAUGAAAGAAAAGGCUUUUUUUGGUGCAGGGCAACUAAAGAUUAUUGUCAUUAUUGAUUGAUCUGCAUCCUAUUUUCUUUAUUAAUAAUUUGGAUAAUAAAAUGUCAGAAAAAAAGUGAAAAAUGCCCAGCA
Molecule: messenger RNA, 2654 nt
Organism: Sander lucioperca (pikeperch)
Lineage: Eukaryota; Metazoa; Chordata; Actinopteri; Perciformes; Percidae
Gene: snapc2
Product: small nuclear RNA activating complex, polypeptide 2
Exons: 8
Coding region: 264-2159 (631 amino acids)
Biological process (GO): snRNA transcription
Cellular component (GO): nuclear body
Molecular function (GO): RNA polymerase II general transcription initiation factor activity
Source: RefSeq, a predicted model, not a curated record